Symbiodinium sp. CCMP2592 is the source of this 1554-nucleotide messenger RNA. The record is from the annotation of a GenBank genome assembly. Lineage: Eukaryota; Dinophyceae; Suessiales; Symbiodiniaceae.
AUGGCUUCUUGUUUGGACGACAAGCUGGCGCAGCACCUCCUGGGGGUCAAGCCGCAGCGCUUGAAAGUCCCAGCCCUUCCCGGGCCAGUCCUCUCCCAGCUGGCGGACCUCUCGGAUGCAAGGCGUCGCCCCGAAGUCUUGCACCGGCUUGUGGAGACUCUGAGACCCAGCCAAGCCGAGAUUGUGGAGUUCCUGGGCUCGCACGUGGUGAAGGCCUUGUCUGGCUCCGCCUCUCGGGGCCCUGGCCCUGCGCAGCUGCGCGGCGUGGAGGUGGCGCCUCUGCCCGGCCAGGGCCGGUCCUUGCUGGCCAAGCGCGACCUCGCUCGAGGGAGCGUCUGCAUCCAGGAGCAGCCGCUGGCCUCCGUGGCCUCUGUGGCGACGGGAAGCGAGGCCUCGCUGCAGGCGGAGACGCGCUUGGCCUUGCGGCUCUUGGCUGCCUCGAGGGCCAACCUGGCGGACUUGGCAUCCGACCUCCUGGACCAUGGCGGCCGAGACCCGAUGGGUCUGAAGAGCCGGGCAGUGGUCGCCGUCUGUGCGGCGCUCUGUAUUUCGAAUUUGCCUGCCUCGCAGCUCUGCCGAGAAGCGGAGGAGGCCUUUGCUUGGCUCGGACGCGUUCGCAUCAAUGCUGUGGCAGUCACGGCUUUGGCUGAGAAUGGCUCUGGUGAGUUGACGAGGACCAAGGUCGCCCUCGCCCUGUAUCCAAACCUUGCAAGGAGCGUGAACCACGCUUGCAAACCCAAUGCCCUGCUCCGCUUUGACAAGGACACCAACGGUGUGGAAGUCGUGAUCUCCUCACCAAGCGGAGUCAAUGCUGGGGAGGAGGUGACCAUUUCCUACGGCCCCACAGGCGGCUCACACCUGCGCUCUGAAAGACAACAGACGCUGAGCAGCCAGUACGGUUUCGACUGCCUUUGCCAGGCUUGCGCCUCAUCCGUGCAGGACGAGGACUUCCAGUGGAAAGAGCGGGCCAGGAAGCUUGACCUGCGUGCGCAGGAGGCGGCGGGACGUGGGGCCUGGCUCGAAGCCGUGACGGCCUCGGCAGCGGCUCUGGCCCUGCUGCGUCAGGGCUACGGAGAAGGAGAUGUUGAGCUAGCCAGAGAGGAAUGCAAGCUCGCGGGCUUAUCCCUUCGUGUUGGCAAAGUCGACAAAGCCCGUGAGUUGUGGUUAUCGGCUGCUGAAGUGCUGAAGCCCCUCAGCUGCUCUACCGAUCCAGACCUGGUGGAGGCGGAGGAGAUGCUUCACCGGCUGCCGCAAUCAAAGGGAACCGAGGUCCCGCCAUCACCAAUGCCGAUGGCAAAAGGCUUUGCCGCAGCUGGGAGCCGCAGCGACAUCGCUGCGGCCCUGCGGCGCCUCCAGAAUGCCAUUGACACGGCGAGCUUGGGGAAGGGCCCCGGAAGCCGAAAUGUUUCUUCGAAGCAUCCACCGAGCAAGGUUGAGGCACAGGACUCGACGACUGUGACUGACAGCUUUGCCGGUGCAAUCUUCGGGCUGGAGAGCCUGAACCUGUCUCCGGCGGAGAAAGCCAAGCUUCAGGCGGCAAUGAGUUCCGGCUGA